Molecule: messenger RNA, 701 nt
Organism: Populus nigra (black poplar)
Lineage: Eukaryota; Viridiplantae; Streptophyta; Magnoliopsida; Malpighiales; Salicaceae
Exons: 4
Coding region: 209-424 (71 amino acids)
Biological process (GO): mitochondrial respiratory chain complex IV assembly
Cellular component (GO): mitochondrion
Source: RefSeq, a predicted model, not a curated record
AAACGUGAUUCAACUUCACAACAAGAAGCGAAGCACUAAAUAUUUCCCAGAACCGGAGAACUUUUCUCCUUCUAUCCGAUCAUUUUCGUGUCGUUAAUCACCGGUGGAAAUCGCCAAGGUUUAGCUUAGAAAAGUCUCUCCCUCCCUUCUUUUUCUACCUGGGUAUCUACGAUCGUAAACCUCAAGCAUCACUUGAGGAGGAGAGGAAAUGUCAAAGACUUGCAAGGGGCUUGCACUGGAACUGGUCAAGUGUCUCAGUGAAUCCGAUUGCAUCAAGAUUGAGAAUCGACCAUAUAAAGAAUGCGCAGGAGAGAAGAGCCCUUCAAUACCAAGUGAGUGUGUGGGACUUAGAGAAACUUAUUUCAAUUGCAAAAGAGGCCAGGUGGACAUGAGAGCUAGAAUUCGAGGAAACAAAGGUUAUUAAGUGCAUGGGACUGCUUGAAUGACCCUUCCUGCAGGAUGGAACCUGGAUAUAGAAGAUGAUUGCCUUCUUAGCUUUACCUUUCCCAUAGCAGUAGAAACACACCCUACCUUGUACUCAAGGGAUUUUGUUGCUUAGGUGAUUGCUGGAUAAUGAUCAUGUAGAUCCCUUUUCUUUUUGUUUUUGGGUUUGCUUUUCCAAGUUCUUACUGACUACUGAGACAUGUAUGAUGAGAAAAUCAUUUUUUUUUUGAGAAAGAGAAUAUCAUUGAUUAGAACGA